AUGUAAACAACAAAUGGCAUUUCUAUUUUGUAAAUUAAGCAUACGCAAGUAUCAGUUUGCAAUAAUAAAAAAAAGGAAGAAUUGAUACAAUUUGAUUAAUUUGAUGAGGAUUUGAUACCAAAAAGUAAAUUGUUUUCUCCUGUGAACAUAAAUUUAAAUCUGAAAUGUGUUGAAACAUUUGGGAAUAAUAAAAUAUAUGACAUCAAUGAAACAAGAACUAAUGACUAGCAAAACAAAUCGGAUUCUUUGCUUGAUACACUGAAUUCAAAGUAAAAAAUAGAAACCUCUCUAUAACAAGUUAACGUAAUGACUGAGAGAUUAAAUAAUCAAAACUUAAUAUUCUAUGCUCCUCAAUAUAUUCCUGAUAUUCAGCAAUUCUUAGCAUCCCCUAUUCCUAUUGGCAAAAUAGUAUAGUGCACUUUCAUAAAAAAUAAAAAGGGGUUUUGCAAUUUCUAUCCAAAAUUUGAAUUAUACUUCUCAGAAAGUUUAAAAUUUCUCUGUGCUGCAAAGAGACAAUCCACAAAGAAGAAAUCAAAUUAUAUUAUAUCGAGCAAAAUUGAUAUAUUUAAUUCCAACAACAAACCAGUUAGUUUAGGGAAUUUGAAACAUGGAACAUAAGAGAACUAGUUCAAUUUAUAUGACAAUGGCAAUGACCCCAAUAAAACCAAUCAACUAGAAACAACCAGGAAGGAAUAUGGAAUUUAUUCUUUUAAAAAAUCAAGUCUAGGUCUCAAAUAAAUUAAUGUUUUAAUUCCCUCUGUUAUAAAUGGAUAGCAAUAAAAUUUUAAACCUAUUACUCAAAGUGAAGGCAUCUAAAAAGCAUUUUCUCAAUAAAAGAAUGAAAAUGUAUUGUAGUUAAUCUCAAGGCCUCCUGUAUUCUGUGAAGAAAAGAAUGCAUACCAAUUAAAAUUCACAUAAAGAGUACGAUCAGCAUCAAAUAAAAAUUUUAUUCUCAUAUCAAGUAAUCAAUAGAAUGAUGAAGAAUUUUUAAUGUAAUUUGGCAAAUGUGGUGAUAAAUAUUUCAAUUUAGACAUUUGCCAUCCGCUUUCAAUUUUAUAAGCUUUUGCACUAUGUAUAACUUAAUUUGAAGUUAAGUUAAAAUGA
Molecule: messenger RNA, 1104 nt
Organism: Paramecium tetraurelia
Lineage: Eukaryota; Ciliophora; Oligohymenophorea; Peniculida; Parameciidae
Exons: 2
Source: RefSeq, a predicted model, not a curated record